AUGAAAAAUUCAUAUUUUUUACCACAGAUUAACCAUGCAAAAUAAUUGAAUUAAGUUGAAUUUUAAAACUUUAGAGCUAAAGAUGAAACAGCAAAAGUGCAUGGAAACAGAGGAAGUUCUACACCUAGAAGUUCACGAGUUAGUUAAACAACUUAAAUAACUAAUGGAACAUUUGAUUUAACUAUUUCAAGAAAUAGCAGCGAUCCGUUUUUAAUUAGCUACAAAAAUGAUAAAAUUUUAAUGUAAAAUAUUUAAGAGGGAAAAUAUAAAUUACUACACAUGAGAUCGCAAUUGAAUAAUGUUCUGAACAUAUAAAGUAAUUCUGUGAGUAGAUCAACUAUAAAAAGAUCGUUUCAUAUUAAACCAGUAAUAAAUCAAUCAAAAAGAUCUUCUCUAAUUAAUAUUGAUAUGAAUUCUUAAACCGAAAACUAAAAAGAAUAGUUAGAGGAUCUAUAAUUUUAGAAGAAUAUGUUAGAAACUUUUUAAAUACUUCCAAGAGACUAGGCCGUUAUAAAAUAAAGAGGAAAAAAAUCAAUAGAAUAAUAUUAUAAACAUUAUAAAAGUCUUGAUAGAACCUUACAACAAAAUUAGCAUUUCAAUAUUCCAAAUUCGGGUGUCACAGAAAUGCUAGAUAAGAGUGAAAAGCACUUUGUGCUACCCUCGAAAGUGGGUAUAUUUAAAAAAGAGAAAACAGAUAAAGACAUCUUAAAGUUAUAGUAUAUGAGAUACGGAGAUAAAUAUGCCUAACUUUUAACAUCUGGAAUAAGUGGAUAUAAUAAUAUAAGUUAAUUCUAGCUGCAAAAUAAUAGAAUCAGUUCUUAGAGCUCAAAUGCUUUGAUAUAAUAAAUUAUGAAAAAUGCUAAAAUUAUCAAUAUAGCAAAUAACAGAAUAGGCAAAAUAGGGUGUGAUUAAAUUUCACAGUAAAUUUCUUAAAAGUAGUGCAAGCUGGAAGUAUUAAAUUUAGGUGGGAAUAAGCUAGGAGACACAGCAGUUAAAGAUCUAUUUUAAUCUAUUCUAAAAAACUAAAAUUUAAGGAUUCUCGACCUUUCUGAUAAUAAUUUAAGUGAUAAUGUUAGCUUUUAUUUAGGCCAAAUAGUUAAAAAUUGUUUUAUUUAUGAACUCUAUUUGGGCUGGAAUUAACUCAAGGGUAGCAGUGGCUAAGAGAUUUUUUCUGCUUUAAUAGAGAAUAAUUACUUAAAAGUUAUAGACCUAUCGUGUAACAGCCUUGGUAAAGGCGGAAGCUGUGUAAGCGACAUAGAAAAUUUCAUGCAAAAGAAUACUGAUGUUUGCCAUAUGGAUUUAAGCAGCAAUUUUUUUUCAUAUGAAGACUCUUUAGCUAUUUCUAAAAGUCUAGAAUCUAACAAAACAAUUUAUGGUUUUCAUUUUGAAGGAAAUUAUGGGUUUGUAGACUCUCGAGGAUUUUUGGUAGUUUAAGAAAAUUAGUAGUAAUUACUGGUAGGUCUGCAUAACAAGAGACAAAUAAAAAGUAUCAAUACAUUAAACAGAGAAGUAUACAGGUCAGAUAGAGAUGUAGAUUUGGCUGAUUGCUGUUGGAUAUGUGAUGGCUGGCAGGAGUUGGAAUUCAGAUGGGACAUAGGGUUAUCCGGUGAGUACAGCAGAGAUCCUUUAUUUAUUCACUUUAAUUUUGAAAAUUUUCGAUCAAACUAUUUUGGAAAAAAGGAUGGAUAAUAAUAAAACUUUUUUUCAUAUAAGAGAAUGAUGCCCCCAGGAAACCUGGACUAUUUCUACUCCAGCCAAGAAAACGAAAUGAUAGCAAAAAAUCAACAUAAGAAAAAUUUGCUUGAUUAAAAGCACAUUAAAUCGGUGCAGAUUUUUGAUGGUACUACAAAGGAUGUUUUAUUAGAAUAGAUUAAUCACUGUUACGUAGAAAAAAGUACAGGGGUUUUUACUAAGUAUUAUGAACCCUAGAUUAGUCUUCUACCUCGAGUAAAAGAUCCUGUCUACGUUCCACCAAAAAAAAGAAAAGAAAAAAUAAAAUGGACAUUCCCUAUUUCGUUAAUGGCUUAAUGGCGUUAAGAUGAUGACAAUUUAAUUACAAAGUGCUUUGAAUUUGAUUGGGAGUAUUGCAAAAUUCCAAGAAUAAUUAAAAAUAAACCUGAAGAUUUGUAAAAAGUAAAAGAUUUCCUGUAGUAAAAAUACAAGUACAUAAAAGAUACCUACAAGCAUUAUGCAUCACAAAAUCCAAUUGGUGAUGUAUGGGCCAUACAAAAACUUUAAUUUACAGAUCUGGUCAACUAAACAAAUUUAAUUGAUAAUAAAAAUUUGAAAGACGCUGACGUUGAUAUCAAAUGGACUGCAACAACUUCUAUAGGAGAUAAAGGAAAUUUUAGGAACCCCGAAAGAGGAAUUACUAGAUACUAGCUUAUGGAAGUGCUUGUAAGAAUAGCAGAAGAAAAGUAUAUUUUGAAAAGCAAAAAGUCUACUACAUAUUUUGAAGCUAUAAGUCAGAUGUGGGACGAACAUCUAGAAAAGGAGUUCACCUCACACUCUCCACACACAUGGAGAGAAUAGAGGUACUGGAACGAAGAAUGCGAUUACUGUCUUAAAAAUUAUAAACCUAUCAUAGAGCAUAUAUAUAGAAGACAUUCUAAAAAAAAGGUUAAGCCAGGAUAAAGUCCAUUCAUGUGUCUCGAAGAGCUAAAUAACAUAAUUGCUCUCUCAGGCCUAUUAAACGAUGACAAAUUUGGUAGCUAAGUUGCGAACUUUGCUUUCAAUUUAUCCAUGAUGACACAAGUAGAUGAACAAACUUAAGACAGAAUUUUUCAGAUGAACAUAGUUGAAUUUUAUGAAGCUUUAGCUCGUAUUGCUGAAGAAGCUAAUUUAUAACCCCUCCCUGGAAUUCCAAAUGUUGAAAACCAAACUCAGCUCAGCUAUGAAUAGAGAAAAAAUUUACUAUUGGCAUAUAAAUUAGAAGCUUUAAUAUUAAGAUUAUUUAAUACAUGCUCAGAUGCAGGAUUUAAGGCAGCCUAUAGCCAAAUUACAACAUCCUUUUUUAGUAGCUCUAAGUAAAAUGAUGAGUAAGAAGAAGAAGAGUAUAGUUACGAAGAGCUAUCUCCUAGAUAAAAUUAAUGA
Tetrahymena thermophila SB210 is the source of this 3093-nucleotide messenger RNA. RefSeq lists its product as hypothetical. Gene Ontology annotation, molecular function: protein binding. The record is from RefSeq and is a predicted model, not a curated record. The transcript is spliced from 13 exons. Lineage: Eukaryota; Ciliophora; Oligohymenophorea; Hymenostomatida; Tetrahymenidae.